Prunus mume (Japanese apricot) is the source of this 2775-nucleotide messenger RNA. Its product is annotated as chloride channel protein CLC-c-like. Gene Ontology annotation, biological process: chloride transport; transmembrane transport. NCBI's taxonomy places the organism in Eukaryota, Viridiplantae, Streptophyta, Magnoliopsida, Rosales, Rosaceae. The record is from RefSeq and is a predicted model, not a curated record. Gene Ontology annotation, cellular component: intracellular membrane-bounded organelle; plant-type vacuole membrane. Gene Ontology annotation, molecular function: voltage-gated chloride channel activity.
UGAUGUCUCUAUCUGGCUUGGCUUGGGAUCGUUGAGUCAUUGACUUUAGUCUUAGCCCAAAACAACUACUUCAGUCAGAUGAUGUAUACAUAAGUGAGAAAGAGAAGUCUAAGACUAAGAUGGAUGAAGGAAAUCAUAGCGCCAGUAACUUGCCAUUACGAAGGGAAAGUGGUGUUGACAUUGAGAAUUUGGAUUUAUUGGAUGGAAAGGAGAGGGAGAACACGACGACAUACGGCGAACCACUUCUGACUAAGAGGAAAAAUACAACUUCCCAGAUUGCCAUUGUGGGUUCCAAUGUCUGUCCCAUUGAGAGCCUUGACUACGAAAUUUUUGAAAAUGAACUAUUUAGGCAAGACUGGAGGUCAGCUAAGAAGAGUCAAGUAUUUCAGUAUGUUGUGCUAAAGUGGGCUUUUGCACUUCUCAUUGGGCUUGUUACUGGACUAGUUGGCUUUUUCAAUAAUAUUGCAGUUGAGAAUAUAGCUGGAUUCAAGCUACUUUUGACUAGCGAUCUCAUGUCUGACAAAAAAUAUUACAAGGCUUUUGCAGCAUAUGCUGCCAGCAAUGUAGGUUUAGCCGCAGUAGCAGCAGCUCUUUGUGCAUUUAUUGCUCCUGCUGCGGCAGGUUCUGGUAUUCCUGAGGUGAAAGCUUAUUUGAAUGGUGUGGAUGCGCAUUCAAUACUGGCUCCGAGCACUCUCUUUGUCAAGAUUUUUGGUUCCAUUCUUGGUGUUUCUGCCGGAUUUGUGGUUGGUAAAGAAGGGCCUAUGGUACAUACAGGUGCUUGCAUAGCCUCUUUUCUUGGGCAGGGAGGCUCUCGCAAGUAUCAUCUAACUUGGUCAUGGCUAAGAUACUUCAAAAACGAUCGCGACCGACGAGACUUGAUCACAUGUGGUGCUGCUGCUGGUGUAGCUGCUGCAUUUCGUGCCCCAGUUGGUGGUGUUCUGUUUGCUCUUGAAGAGGCAGCUUCGUGGUGGCGGAGUGCUCUUCUUUGGAGGACAUUUUUCACAACAGCAGUUGUCGCCAUAGUAUUGAGAGUCUUCAUACAAUUUUGUACUACCGGAAACUGUGGGCUAUUUGGGCAAGGAGGUCUUAUCAUGUAUGAUGUCAGUGCAGCCAGUGCAACAUACAGUGUUCCUGAUAUACUAGCAGUAUUAUUCCUAGGAAUUCUUGGAGGAAUUUUUGGAAGCGUUUAUAACUAUCUUGUGGAUAAGGUCAUUCGAACUUAUAGCAUCAUUCAUGAAAAAGGUGCUGCGGCCAAAAUCUUACUUGUUAUCACCAUUGCUCUCUUGACAUCAUGUCUUUCUUAUGGCUUACCAUGGUUUGCAGUGUGCCAAGCAUGCCCUACUGAUGAGAGUGUGAGUUGUCCUACUGUUGGUCAAUCUGGUAACUAUAAAAGCUUCAAUUGCCCAUCAGGCUAUUACAAUGACCUUGCCUCCCUAUUUCUAAACACUAAUGAUGAUGCCAUUCGUAAUCUAUUCAGCACCAGUACAACAAAAGAAUUUCACAUUUCCUCUCUUUUCAUCUUCUUUGCCGCCGUUUACUUCCUUGGAAUUAUCACUUACGGCAUUGCUAUUCCCUCUGGGCUCUUCAUCCCUGUCAUAUUAGCUGGAGCUUGCUAUGGACGUCUUGUUGGGAGGUUGUUUGAAUCAAUCUCUGCUCUUGACACAGGUCUCUUUGCCCUACUUGGAGCUGCCUCCUUCCUGGGUGGCACUAUGAGAAUGACAGUCUCCCUAUGCAUUAUACUGCUUGAACUCACCAAUGACUUACUUUUGCUUCCCCUCGUCAUGUUGGUUCUCCUUAUUUCGAAAACUGUAGCUGAUAACUUCAACAAGGGUAUUUAUGACCAAAUAGUUAAAAUAAAGGGAUUGCCUUAUUUGGAGGCUCAUGCAGAGCCAUACAUGAGGCAUUUGGUCACAAGUGAUGUUGUUUCUGGUCCAUUGGUUACUUUUUCUGGUAUUGAGAAGGUAGGACGCAUAUUGGAUGCUUUGAGGACUACAGGGCAUAACGGAUUUCCAGUGAUUGAUGAACCACCUUUUUCAGACGCUCCAGAAUUGUCUGGUCUGGUUUUAAGGUCUCAUUUGCUUAUUUUGCUUAAGGGUAAAAUUUUUUCGACGGACAGGGUUGUUUGUGGAGCAGAGAUCUUACGCAGAUUUGCUGCAUUUGAUUUCGCUAAGGCAGGAUCAGGAAAGGGAAUCAAAUUGGAGGAUCUUGAUAUCGAAGAGGAGGAGAUGGAUAUGUAUGUUGAUCUCCAUCCUAUUACAAAUGCAUCGCCGUACACAGUCGUUGAGACUAUGUCACUAGCCAAAGCUGCUAUUCUCUUUCGACAACUUGGUCUAAGACACCUGUGUUUGGUACCAAAGAGCCAAGGGAGACCUCCAAUUGUUGGAAUUCUAACACGGCAUGACUUCAUGCCGGAGCACAUUUUGGGACUCUACCCUCAUAUCAAGGCUCACUAGUAGACCUUAGAGCAUGUUUUUGUGCCGUCAUGUGAAGUCGUUGGUGUUUGAACUUCUGGAAGUGAGAUUUUCUAUGAACACUUUAGAGCAUGUUGAAUGAUCAGGUUUUGUAUCAGCAAUUAUAAACAUCUGUAUCCAAUUCGUAUAAUAAACUGGAGGAUAAUGUUGAAAAGUAGAUGUCCUAAAACCCAACUGUAUGAUAUAUCAGUAGGAUAGGAUAUAAUAUAUAUAUAUAUAUAUAUUCACUGUACAUUAUUUACACUAAAUAGAGGGUAAGUCCUUAGUUGAAUCAUUAAUGUAUGAGCGGUUCGGUUCGAUUUAU